AAUGAAGGAUCACGCUGCCUGCGGUCCACGCCUCCCUGCCUGCCUCAUCCUCUGCUCUGCCUCUUCAUCAGAACCCGCUGCAGCCUCUCGAUUCUUUAUUGCGCUUUGAUUGAAUCCAUCUCGAUCUGUGCAGCGCCGCGUAAAGGAGCGUUUAACGCCAUUUAAACCUCGUGCUUUGCUCCUUCCAUUUUUGACCCUUCGGCUGCUUGCAUAGCACCUCUCUGCCUGUCUAGAACAUUGUGUCCUUUGUGGUUGAAAAUGACUGCAAAGCAUCGCAAAGGGAAGAACAACUACAAACAUGAAGAUAACUUUUUCAAAAACGAUGCCACGGAGACAGAAGUUCGCGGUGGGGGGAAUAACAUCGCUCUCCACUUGGUUUUAUUCCUGUUGAUAGUAAUAUGCGGCGCUACUGGCUCAUGGUUCUGUUUCCAGCAGCACCAAACAUUAACCUACUUAACAGACAAUCUCAUGGGCAUGCAGAUGAAAAUAGUGAAGCUUCAGUCUUCCCACGAAGAAAUGAGACAGUCAAAUAGCCAGCAAGUCUCAGAGAGCCUGGAGAUCCGCCUGAAUGCCCUCGAGGAUUCCUACGCACUGGCCCAGAAACAGGUGGGCAUGGCCUUGGCUACAGCUGAGCAGCUCAGGACGUCUGACCUCCCCGCUCAGGUGAUGUCUCUCCACACGGAGAUGAAAAACCGCCUGGCAGAGAUGCAGCAGGCCACCGUGUCCCUGGAGCAGCUGAGCCAGCUGCAGAGCAUGCUGAUGGGCAAGAGUGAGGAGUUUGAGGUUGUCAGGAUCCAGGUGGAGGGCCUGUCCACACUGAGUCACGAGCUAUCCCAGAAGGUGGAAGGCUUGACGGGGAGCAUGGUAGAAGCAGAGUCAAAGCUGGAGGAGAGAGUCGGGGAGGUUGCCACACUGAGCGCUAGCCUGGACGGACAGGCGUCCGAGGUGCAGAGACUGAAGCAGCAGUUGGAGUCCUACCAGGCUCAGCUGGAGGCCAGCACUCUGGAGAUGGCUAAUCUCAGAGAGUUGCUUGGGAAUGAACCGCUCCUGCAGGGCAGCGUGGAGGAACAGACCGAUACGCCUGUGGAAGAGAGAGUGGAAGAGGCAGCUCCUGCAGUAGAAGAAGAGGCAGCUCCCGCAGUCGAGGAAGAGGCAGCUCCCGCAGUCGAGGAAGAGGCAGCUCCCGCAGUCGAGGAAGAGGCAGCUGCAGCACCUGAAGAAGUGGAGGAACCUUCUGCAAUUGUAGAAGAAGAGGCAUCCAAUACUGAGGCAGAAGGAGCGGGAGAGGAAAGUGAAGAAGAGGCAGCUGCACAGGAUGAAGCCCCUGUCGAGCAGGAGGACUCUGUGACAGAUGACGCUGCUCCUGCAGAGGAGGUCGAGGCCAUAGAGGAGGCUGAGGAAGAGGAGUCUGCUGCCUUAUCAGAAAAGACAGAAGAGGAGGCCCAGGAAGCAGAGGAGGUGGUGUCUGAAGGAGAUGGGGGACUGGAAGAGGAGGAAGUGUUAGAAGAAGAGGAAGAACAGCAGGAUGUAGCAGCUGAAGAGGAGGCAGAAGAGACGGAUGAAGAAGUAGAUGAGCCAUUAGAAAAUGAUGCUUCACCAGAGGAUGAAUAGUGCAUAUCACCAGAAAGGGAUUUUUUUCCACACCGGACAUAUCAAGGAAGGAGAAUGAGAACUUUCUCAGUACAAGAAUCACAGUCAACAAUACGACAGAUACUGUAGAAGGCAUUAUUGAGUGCUGUGUUUUGGUGCAGUUUUCAUUAUGUGGUUGCUCUUUGAAAGGCAGACCUCAGUCAGAAGAAAUUAGUCAAUAUGCUGGACCUCAAAGCAUGAGUUAGGAAAUGGGUAAUUCAGGGUGUUCCUGCCAAUAACAACCUCAGAAGCCUUAAUCCAUACAAUAAUGACAUGUCUUUCUACAGAGCAUUUCCACUCUUCAUCACUCAUGUUUUGUCAAAGUUAGGUUCUGUAUUAAACUGGAAAGCCAAUGACAUAAAAAGAAGUUACUGCCUAAACUGUUUGUCAAUGCACUUGAAGCCAUAAGUAGUGCUUGUCUUUGUUAGAGUAACUAAAUGUAUCCCAGUUGUUUACACAGACAACAUGGGUAACUAAAGAGCUAACACAAUAAUAAAAACAAGCAUCUUUUGAUGAGAUAAACAAGAAUACCUGUCUUUAAAAUAUAGGACAAACUGUAGUUGAUAGAUUUUUUUUACUUUUGAAAGUACUGUGUUACAGUGCUUUAAAACUGGAGGAUUGCUUUUACCCAGCACUUUCCUUCAACUGAUUACAAUUACACCCAGUCACCUGUAGUUUGUAAUAUACAGUGGUGUUAAAGUCCUGUACCAAGAACUAUUUCAAUAGCAUCUUACAUAUUCAGAUUUUUCUUCAGACUAUGCAUCAUGUAGUGCUGUUGUGAGCCACAAUACAAACAGAAAUGAUAUGCAUUAUUGUCACCUUUUGAAUAAUGUUUGGACAAAAAGCAGUUGUCUGUAACUAUGAGAGGAGCUUCAGGAAUAAACUGCUCUCCAGGAUUACAAAUUGUGGCACAUAAUAGCAUCUAAAUAUUGCAUUUCUUGUGUGGCAUUCAAAUAAACACAGAGGUGAGACUCCAACAUGGUUAGUUUUAAUCAAAACAACACCAAUUAGACCUACAAUCAUCACUGUAAGUUAACAUUACAGCUGCAAAUGUGGAUCUUGUGUGUGAAGACGGCCACAUGACAGGUUAGUGCAGCAGAGUCAGAACAGUAGGUCAAACACACAGGUUCAUCAGAGCAAGCCAACAGAAGGACUACUUAAAACCGUACCGUCAUGUUGGACGUUUAAGCAGAAAAAACUUCCAGCAGGACACCGAAACCGAUACUUGGAUCGAAACGUCACCAAGACUGUGAAAUCGUCACGGCUCAACAGCCACCAGAUGUGAACUCGGCUGAACAUUAACAACAAACAAAGGACAACACAUAAGGUCUCAUCACAAGACUUAUGUUUCUCUAAAACGCUCUGAAGACAACUGGAUAAUGUGAAUCCUCAAAUAAGGCAAACAGAAUGUGCAAGCUGUGAUUAGGGCAAAUAAUAGACAUAUCAGCUUAUAUCAUGUGUGUGUCGAAUGACCUCUUUGGAGACAUUACAGAUGUGUAUAUGGUGCUUCAAACAUGUGUAAUGUAUUUUUGUAGCCAUUGUGAAAGUUCUUGGUAUCACCGUAAGACCUGGGCGCCACUGUACACUUUACUGAGACUUUUCACUUUUGCAAAAUGUAGUUUUUGCCAAUACAUUGGUUACUGUCAGUAUGAGAUUCAUGUUUUUAAAAUAAACCCUGGUUCUUUGA
This is a messenger RNA of Eleginops maclovinus (Patagonian blennie), 3316 nucleotides long. RefSeq lists its product as uncharacterized. Lineage: Eukaryota; Metazoa; Chordata; Actinopteri; Perciformes; Eleginopidae. The transcript is spliced from 5 exons. The coding region runs from base 259 to 1611 and encodes 450 amino acids. The record is from RefSeq and is a predicted model, not a curated record.